This is a messenger RNA of Limanda limanda (common dab), 864 nucleotides long. RefSeq names its product tripartite motif-containing protein 16-like. Lineage: Eukaryota; Metazoa; Chordata; Actinopteri; Pleuronectiformes; Pleuronectidae. The transcript is spliced from 3 exons. The coding region runs from base 1 to 864 and encodes 287 amino acids. The record is from RefSeq and is a predicted model, not a curated record.
AUGGAAGAAGCACAAGCUGACCACGACACAGUGUCAGCUACAGCAGAAUGGACUGAGAGGCAGAGAGAGCUCGGGCUGAGGAGACAAACAAUCCAGCAGAGAGUCCAGGACACAGAGAAAGACGUGAAGCUGCUUCAACAGGAGGAGGAGGCCGUCAAUGACUCUGCUGAUAAAGCAGUGGAGGACAGUGAGGAGAUCUUCACUGAGCUGAUCCCUCUGCUGGAGAAAAGAAGCUCUGAUGUGGAGCAGCAGAUCAGAUCCCAGCAGGAAACUGAAGUGAGUCGAGUCAGAGAGCUUCAGGAGAGAUUGGAGCAGGAGAUCACUGAGCUGAAGAGGAAAGACCAUGAACUGAAGCAGCUCUCAGACACAGAGGAUCACAACCAGUUUCUACACAACUACCCCUCACUGUCACCUCUCAGUGGAUCUACACACUCAUCCAGCUUCAGGAUCCAUCCUCUGAGGGACUUUGAGGACGUGACAGCAGCUGUGUCACAGGUCAGAGGUCGACUUCAGGACAUUCUGAGUGAGACAGAGACGGAGAUUUUACAGAUUGUGUCUCAAGUGGAUGUUUUACUGCGACAACCAGAACCAGAGACCAGAGCUGACUUCUUAAAAUAUUCACAGGAAAUCACACUGGAUCCAAACACAGCACACAGAGAGCUGUUAUUAUCGGAGGGAAACAGAAAAGUAACAUAUAUUAGUUACGAACUGAAUUAUUCUAAUCACCCAGACAGAUUCACUUAUUGGCCUCAGGUCCUGAGUAGAGAGAGUCUGACUGGACGUUGUUACUGGGAGGAGCUCGUCCUCACCAUUAUCAGCAGAUACUUCAGCACCAUCUCCAGUGGAACCAGUGUCCAUUUCUGA